UUUUCUGUUGCAGGGCACAAGAAGUUGAACAGCGAUGGGUCGGCUGGAACACUGCAGGCGCUCCUCAGCCCCUCUCUGUCCACUGAUCGUGGUCACUCUCGUUCUGACGACGACAGUUUCCUGUGCAACGGGCGGUGUUCGACCAUCCACGUCGUCAUCGCCGUCCAGCGCAUCGGGCUCCAAGAAGACCGAGAUCUGGCAAAUCGACUUGUUGCCCGACAACGGAGGCGGCCGGGGGGGCGGCCACGGGGGCGGCAACGGUGGAGGCUUCGGGCCCAUCGCACCCCCGCAACCACCUCCGGUCAUCCACCACCACCACCACCAAGCGAACGACAGGGGCGCAGUUGGUGGCGGCGUUCAUCAUGUGGGAAACAUGGGACUGCACGCGUUCUCAACGGCGGGCGGUGGUGGCGAGUCGUACGAGCAGCAGCAGAUACCGCUUCACGCCAUCGUGCACACCCCGAUGCAGGUCGACACGACGUCCAGGUGGCCGUCGAGCUCGGACUGCGCCAUGACCAACAGGGACAUGUCGGCGGCAGCGCCACUCGUCGCGCUGUUCGUGGGGCUGGCGCUGGCGCUACCCAUGCUGGGCCUGCUGUUCAUCGCCAAGAUGCACCUCUUGUCGGCGCUGACGGGGUCCUCGGGCACCCACACGGUCACCACCAGCGUGGGCGGCCGCAAGGAGGACGUACUGGAGCGUCGGCUGGCCGACGCCUGGCCCGCCUUUCGUGACGCCGUCAGCAAAUAUGUACUCGACGGCAGGUCCGUCGGAACGACCAAGAACAUGACAGCGCAUUCCAUAUAGAACCCGUUCUUGCUGUGUGUUUUUAUGAACCGAUGUAAUGUUGGAAAACGUCCAGAUGAGAGAGAGAUGAAAAUGUAUUAGAAAAAGGUUGACCCGAUGAAGUAACAGUUCUCUAGCCUGCUACACAGAUCAGAGGAAAGUAAAAUAGUUAGAAAAAAUGAGGAUAUAGAGUAAUAAUGAGGAUAAGCAGUAGGAUUUGAAUAUGCGUAUAUAUUCACAUCUGGAGGACCCAUUCACAGCCUGCGACUUAUGCCUGUAUUGCUAAAAAAUUUUAGGAGAGCCCUGGUGGCUCACUUCAUUAAUAUUAUGUCCGGCUAAUGGUCCA
Molecule: messenger RNA, 1130 nt
Organism: Dermacentor silvarum
Lineage: Eukaryota; Metazoa; Arthropoda; Arachnida; Ixodida; Ixodidae
Exons: 2
Coding region: 35-805 (256 amino acids)
Source: RefSeq, a predicted model, not a curated record